This is a messenger RNA of Diachasmimorpha longicaudata, 6910 nucleotides long. It is a transcript of the gene Pi3K92E, whose product is annotated as phosphatidylinositol 4,5-bisphosphate 3-kinase catalytic subunit delta isoform. Bases 745 to 3972 code for a protein of 1075 amino acids. The record is from RefSeq and is a predicted model, not a curated record. NCBI's taxonomy places the organism in Eukaryota, Metazoa, Arthropoda, Insecta, Hymenoptera, Braconidae. Gene Ontology annotation, biological process: cell migration; phosphatidylinositol 3-kinase/protein kinase B signal transduction; phosphatidylinositol-mediated signaling. The transcript is spliced from 4 exons. Gene Ontology annotation, cellular component: plasma membrane; cytoplasm; phosphatidylinositol 3-kinase complex. Gene Ontology annotation, molecular function: 1-phosphatidylinositol-4-phosphate 3-kinase activity; 1-phosphatidylinositol-3-kinase activity.
ACCCCCACUCUAAAGUUUUGCAUUAAAAAACAGCCAUACUCUCGCUCACAUACACCCUCCCUAGAGUCGCCAAACACGAAACAAAUAAUGGCUGACCCGUGUGUCGUUAUUGCGUGCAGUUAUCGAAGAUUAUAUUUGCAUCGUAAUCUCGAGUGACGUUCUAUCCCGUGUGCGUCAGGUACAUCAUUAUUUUUUCCUCGUGCAUAAACCUCGAUAAAAACAAAAUACCUCCGUACUCUGUCUGGGACGUGUGUUUUUCCCACUGUUUUUGUCAAGUAGAGGGAAAAAAGGGAAAGGAGGAGAAAAGCAUUUUUUUUCCUCAAGAGGUGCCCCUCGGUCACACAACGAAGAAAAAUCCAUUGUCCGGUGAUAAUUGCCGCCGGUUCGUCGGACUGUCGUGCAUUUAACCAAGUCAACAGUGUUAUCUUGACUCUUGAGGAUCAAUCAACCUUGGCGUUCAUAAUCGUGGGAAAAUACUUUACAACACACUUUGACAUUGUGAAUCCCCUCUCCAUCCUUGUUUGUUGCAUACGGUGAAGAUGAUGUUUCAUCCCACUAGUGUGACAAUAAACAAUGCACAGAGACGACAGCAUACGCAAGUUGAGACAAGACGUGCGUACCACACAUUGGGCUGGUGUUCUUGCGAUUGUCAGUGAUGUUGGAAAUCUGACUCAUUCAUGAUAGGAUUUAUCGCAGUAUUUUUUAGUCGUUGUCAAGUGAUUUAGAAAAGCUUAAUCAUCAAUCAUGGUGCACAUACCGAGCGCUUAUACCUAUGAUUUUUGGGCUAAGACACCCACUGAAAUCGUGGAGUUGACGUGUCUUAUGCCAAAUGGUGUUGUCAUACCACUCGAGACCAAUCGGAACACAACUCUUGCGGAAAUCAAAGAGGAAUUAUGGGAUGAAGCGAGUAAGUAUCCGCUUCAUGGUACCCUCCGGGAUGCCCCAUCGUACCUAUUCUCCUGCAUAAACUCAAAUGCCGAGCCCGAAGAGCUACGAGAUGAGACUCGUCGUCUUUGUGACAUAAAACCUUUCUGCUCUGUACUCAAAGUGAUCGAGCGUGAGGGAGUCAAGGGAGACAGAAAUCUGGAUUCCCAGAUUGGUCUGUUGAUUGGCAAGGGUCUCCACGAGUUUGUAGCCCUAAAGAACUCGGAGGUCAAUGACUUCAGGUGGAAAAUGAGACUGCUGGGGGAUGAAAUUGCUCUCGCAAGGCAAAAGCAACAGUGGGAGGAGAAAGUCCACUAUCAGUAUCCUUCGAGGCUCGCUCGAACUCCUGCCAUCCCCAAGAACAUCGAAUCCAGAUUAAAGGAUGGGAAUAUUGUACUCGUUACCAAGUUUGAGAAUACAGAGGUGACAUUUACUUUUCAAAUAUCUCACGAUACAACCCCUUAUCAACUGAUCGUCCUGAUCCUGAAUAAGCGCGCAAGCAGACAGAUAUCUCGCGGUGAGAGAGAAGUUGCGACUGACUUCAUCCUAAAAGUCUGCGGUCAAGAAGAGUAUUUAAUCGGUGAUUAUCCACUGAUACAAUUCAGCUACAUCCAAGACUGUCUCGCUCGUGAUGUCACGCCAACACUAGUGACGAUGGGUAUGGAGAGUGUAGUUGUCCAUCAUGACAAUCUCUUUGAGAAUCCCGAUUUGGAUAGUUUGAAACGACCCAGACCCACAUUUUCUACUUUGACAUUGAGAAAAAAGGGAAAACACAUUUCGGCUUGGAAAAUCGACGAUCAUUUCGUGUUCGAUGUUAAUGGAAUAUCGAAACUCAAUUGCGAUGCUGCACAUCGUGUUGUUGAAGUUGGAUUACAAGCCGGUCUGUUCCAAGGUGGUAAAUCCCUGUGCGAGAGUCAGAAAACCAAAGAAAUAGUCGUCAAUUUAGACGGUAGUUGUAACUGGGAGGAAACUCUCAGAUUCGACAUUAAAGUUAGAGACAUACCACGCAACGCACGUUUAUGUUUUGUACUUUACGAAUUGAGUAAGACUGCCAAGGGCCUCAAAAGUCGACGAGUGCUCAAAGAUUCCAAACAAGACUAUUUUAUAAAUCCACUGUGUUGGGCAAAUACAACAGUUUACGACUUCAAAUCACAGCUUAAAACCGGCGCAAUGACACUCUAUACGUGGACUGAUGUAGAGGACAUGCAGAAUGAUGAUCUACUACAUCCCUUGGCCACCGUCGUUUCCAACCCUGAUAUUGAUCGUGCUGCUGCACUAAUGCUAACAUUUCCCAAUUAUGGAAAAGAUAAGUCUGUGCUCUAUCCAACACCCGAAAAAGUUGUGGAGUAUGCAGCAAAGUUUCGGGAAUCUUCAGAGGAACGUAUCAUAGCAGAGGAGCCCAACCAAGACUCUGAGGCCAAUAAAUUGCAGCAUCUGGAGUUGCUGAAAAGUCUUGCAGACAGAGAUCCUCUUCACGAACUUCACGAGCAAGAACGUAAGACUAUGUGGGCUCUCAGACGUCACUGUCUCCACGAGAUCCCCACGUUAUUGGCCAAACUGUUACAUUGUGUUGAGUGGAAUGACCACAGAGAAGUGGCAGAGGCAACAGCUCUCGUCCACCAGUGGCCGAAACUUCCAGUGGAGCGUGCCCUGGAACUCCUGGAUUACGCCUACGCUGACGGAUCAGUGCGUUCCUUCGCUGUUCGUUGCCUGAAAGACGUAACUGACGACGACCUAAGUCUCUUCCUCCUUCAACUGGUCCAAGCCUUAAAGCACGAGAACUACCUCUCCUGCGACUUGACCGAAUUCCUGCUUCGAAGGGCCCUGAAUAAUCAACGAAUAGGACACUUCCUCUUCUGGCAUCUGCGAUCCGAAAUGCAUGUGGGUUCAGUCUCAGUGAGAUUUGGAUUGAUUCUGGAGGCCUACUGCAGGGGUAGUCAGCAGCACAUGAGGAUUCUCUUCAAGCAGAUGGAGUGUCUAGACAAAUUGAGGACAGCCUCUGAACAGGUCAAAGGGAAGAAAGAUAGAAAAGCAGCGCUCCAGGGUUUUCAGGAUUACAUCCAAGAGCCUCACUGCCAGGAGGCUCUCUCCAAUGUACUCAACCCUUUGGACCCUAGCUUUAGAUGGAAGAGAGUGAAAAUCGACAAGUGCAGAGUGAUGGACAGCAAAAUGAGACCAUUGUGGCUGGUCUUCGAAAACGAUGAUCCCUUUGGAGAAGAUAUCUAUCUCAUCAUGAAACAUGGAGAUGACCUGAGACAGGACAUGUUGACCCUCCAAAUGCUCAGAAUAAUGGAUAAACUUUGGAAACGUGAGGGAUUGGAUUUCAGGAUGAAUCCUUAUCGAUGCAUCUCUACUGAGAACAGAGUGGGGAUGAUUCAGGUAGUUCUGAAUGCUGAAACAAUAGCCAAUAUUCAGAAGGAGAAGGGAAUGUUCUCGGCGACUGCUGCCUUCAGACGGGGAUCUCUUCUCGCUUGGCUAAAGGAUCAUAAUCAUACUGAGGCAACGCUCAAUAAAGCUAUUGAAGAGUUCACCCUGAGCUGUGCUGGAUACUGUGUGGCCACGUAUGUCCUUGGCAUCGCUGAUCGACACUCCGAUAAUAUCAUGGUGAAGAAGACUGGACAACUGUUUCAUGUCGAUUUUGGACAUAUUCUUGGCCAUUUCAAGGAAAAAUUUGGCUUCAGACGUGAACGCGUACCGUUUGUGAUGACUAAUGACUUUGUUCAUGUUAUUAAUAAGGGGCAGACGAAAAAAGGACAGGCAGUGGAGUUUCAAAUAUUCCAGAAUUAUUGUGAGAAGGCGUUCUUGAUUCUGCGGAGACACGGCGGACUGAUUCUUUCACUUUUUGCUAUGAUGAUAUCAACCGGCCUUCCGGAAUUGUCGUCUGAGAAGGAUCUCAAUUACUUGCGUGAUACUUUGGUGCUUGAAAUGUCGGAGAGUGAGGCCCAGAAGCAUUUUAGGAAUAAAUUCGACGAGGCCCUGUGCAAUUCCUGGAAGACCUCGUUAAAUUGGGCUUCACACAAUAUGGCAAAGAAUAAUAAAACGACAUAAGAAUAAUUAGUAAACAAAAAAGAAAUAACGUGGUAAGACUGCAAGUGCUCAGAAAUUACUAGGAUUAUACGACUGAGAGUGUGAGGAUUCGAAAGUGAUGGAAUUUGUGAUGGAACAUUGUGAGGAACUUUUUUUUACUUUUUGGUUGUUGAAGAAAUUCUAAAAUUAAGAUGGAUUCAGAAAUGUGAUAAUUGAAAGCAAUAUGUACUCACAUUCACUUCUUCAAAGGAAAAAAAAUACCUAGACAUACAUUUUGUAAAAUAGUUAAAACUAAUAAUGAAAUUUUGCAUGAGGCUCUGCUUGAAAAUAUCAUACAUAACUUGAGGCAUUAAUAAUUUCAAAUUGGAUGAGGAAGAGUCUUAACGCUUUGUAAAUUUGCUGAUUUAUUCAGAUCUUCUUUUCAAUUAAAAGAGGAACUGAGAGAUACAGUACAAUAAAGCAUAGGCAUCAAUUCCAAUAUCCAUUGAAUAGACCAGUGCCAAGAAAACGAAUAUAUACAAUCAUUGAAUAAUAUUGCUCCAAUUAAUGGGUCAGUAUUGUCCACAUAAUCAGGCAUGCAAUUGCUGCUAUCUGCAUAGUAAAAUGAACAGUGACCGUGCACAGUAACAGCACCUGAUUAUUUUGGUUCAAAUAAUAUUUGUCUAAUAAUACAAUUCGUUCGAAGAGUGCUUGGUCGAGUUUUUAUCAAAUAACACAGAAAUAAAUAUAAAUACAAACAAAACACAACAGAAAUAGACAGCAGAUGAUGAGAUUAACAAAGUGGUAGGUCAUUGAAAGAAAGACGUCAGAAAUCCACAUCAGCAUUGGUUAUUCGGACUAUUGGUAUUCACAAAGAUCCGAAUGGUCUUCUAUUCCAUAGACGAAUCAGUGAAUAGAUUAAUCAUGUCAACUGUGAAUUUUUUUAUGAUUAUUUUUCCCACCCAAAUUUCAGCCAAUAGAAUUGCACCAUUUGUUGAUAUUUUGUAUAGCCUACCUCGAAUAUCAGCGAUUAUUUUUCCCAUCCAAAUCUUGGCCAAUAGGAUUGCACCAUUCGACGUUAUUUUGUAUAGUCAACACGGUAUUUCAGCGGAUAUUCUUGAAAAUUACACUGGAAAUUUUGCAUGUUGAUAUAUAUAAAAAAAAACAAAUGUUGAAGUAACCCUCAAUUGUAUCUGACAGAUUAAAUGGCAAUUCGUUGAAAAUUAUGUCUCAUGGUGCAAUUCUAUCGGCCAAGAUUUGGAUGCAAAAAAUAAUCCCCCGAAUACCACUCGAACUUCGAAAUUAUCUGAUAUUUCCCUCAAGGUUCCCUACAAAUAAAUAAGCUUGUCAAGUUUUCCAGAAAAAUCACUCGCGCUUCGCGCUCGUGAUUUUUAGACUGGAAAACUUGACACGUUCAUUUGUUUGCAACGAACCUAUCGGGAAAUAUCCGAUAAUUUCGGAGCUCUUGUGGUAUUAUAUGCGAUAAUUUUUUGAAUAUUUUGGUAAACAAACGACACCUAACCAAAUAAACCUCUUUUCAUGUCAUGGCACAAUUCUCUUGGCCGAAAUUUGGAUAGGAAAAAUAAUCCCCUGAAUACCACUCGAGCUUCAAAAUUAUAGAAUAUUUCCCUCUAGGUUCCCUGCAUACAAAUGAAGUCGUCAAGUUUUUCAGGAAAAAUCACUCGUGCUUCGCACUCGUGAUUUUUUAGCCUGAAAAACUUGACUCCUUCAUUUGUUUGCAACGAAUCUAUCGGGAAAUAUUCGAUAAUUUUGAACCACUUGUGGUAUUAUAUGUGAUAAAAAUUUUGAUGCGGGGGAGUGUCAUUGGACAAAUAUAUAAUAGACCAAGAAUAACAGGACAAGUUACACAGGACUCAUUGGGUGAUCACGGUUGUGUCCGCUUGGUUCACUUGUUGAUUCUUUUAUCUCUAUAACUAGAUUAAAUCUGAUCGCGAAUCACGCUUUCGAGACUGAUACUCUGAAUUUUAUUGAAUAUAGAUUAAUCUAAAAAAGAUUAUUUCUCUCGUUUCCAUAGAAUUUAAUGAGCAAUUGAGUGGAGAAGAGGUAAGAUGAGAUCCUUUUGGAGAAAUGUCUCAUUUCAAUUGAGAUUUUAUGUGCCUCAUUUCAUCUCUUCAUCGCUUAAUCAAAAGUGUGCUAAACUAUUUGAAUUCAUGGAAUCGAUGAAUUUCCUGCGGGUGUUAUUUUCACAGAAAAGCGAGGAAAUAAAUAAUUAGUAAAGUAUAGUUAGACACAAGUGGAGUAAAUCGAGAGUGUGAGAAAUGUUAUGCGAUUCAUUGUCAAUCUGUUUAUCUUUAGUUGAUCAAUUUGUUUUUUUGGUUGUUCUUCAAAAUUUUUUUUCUUUACAUAUUGACUGAAAAUUGUACAGAUGUGAUUGAUUUUUGGAAGUACGCAGAUUAUGGGAUCAUAAUUUCUUUAGCUUUGGUCACAAUGCAACCAUCGCAAUGCAAUCGAUAAUACAAACAAGUACAUAUUAACACUAUAAUUACUAUUAACUCUGAAUUAGUAGCGCUGUCAUGAUCGUCUACUGUCACAUUAUCAUCAUUACUAUUUAAUAUUCAUUGAUUAAAGCAAAAAUGUACUAUUUAAUUGAUCAAGUUCAGUAGCAAGUUUUCCUAUAGGAAAUAUUGAAUAAUUUUUUUUUUGUUUCUGCAAGUCACACCUGUAAAAUCGCUCACAUUUUUCAAUAUAGUUUCAUUUGUUGAAAGAGGGGGAAGUUACGUUCGUCCAUCGAAUUUAAUUUCGUCCAUCCGCUUAUGUACGAAUAUUUGCGGUAUUAGUUUAAUUUGUUGAGGUACAGUAGGGUUAAUUGAUGAUUUGACGCAAUCGUUAGAUUUGAAUUUUUUGGAGGGAGAGGAGUAGGAUGACGUAUGUUUAGAGGGACAAUUUCAAGCUUUCAAUAAAUCAUUUUUUUGUUUAUACUUGUAAAAAGUGAAUAGUAAUAAAAAUCAUUCAAUCACGA